Molecule: messenger RNA, 2315 nt
Organism: Nezara viridula (southern green stink bug)
Lineage: Eukaryota; Metazoa; Arthropoda; Insecta; Hemiptera; Pentatomidae
Source: the annotation of a GenBank genome assembly
CUUACCUUGGCGGGGGAGUCCUUCUCCCCCCAAUCCCCCACCCCCCCAGGAUGUUCUGGGGGGGACUUCUGGGAGAGGGGUCGCAGUCACAGAUCGGCCUCCCGUCAGGGUAUUGUUUGUUCUCGUGUGGUGUAGUUUACUAACCCCAGCUCCAAGAUGGACGCGAUCAAGAAGAAGAUGCAGGCGAUGAAGAUGGAGAAGGACACGGCGAUGGACAAGGCCGACACCUGUGAAGGUCAGGCCAAGGACGCCAACAUGAGAGCAGACAAAGUCCUGGAGGAUGUACGCGACCUCCAGAAGAAGUUGGCCCAGGUCGAAGCUGACCUCGAGAAGAACAAGCGCGAUCUCGAACAGGCCAACAAAGACCUUGAGGAGAAGGAGAAGGCCUUGACCAACGCCGAAAGCGAGGUAGCCGCACUGAACAGGAAGGUGCAGAUGGUUGAGGAAGAUCUGGAAAGGUCGGAGGAGAGGUCGGCCACUGCCACCCAGAAGCUGACCGAAGCCUCCCAGGCUGCCGACGAGUCCUUCCGUAUGUGCAAAGUAUUGGAGAACAGAUCCCAGCAGGAUGAGGAGAGGAUGGACCAGCUCACCAACCAACUGAAGGAAGCCAGGCUUCUUGCUGAGGACGCCGAUGGAAAAUCCGACGAAGUCGCAAGGAAACUGGCCUUCGUUGAAGAUGAGCUGGAAGUCGCUGAAGAUCGUGUCAAAUCUGGAGAUUCUAAGAUCAUGGAACUGGAGGAAGAACUUAAAGUCGUUGGAAACAGCUUGAAAUCUCUUGAAGUUUCUGAAGAGAAGGCGAACCAGAGAGUCGAAGAGUACAAGAGACAAAUCAAGCAGUUGUCUGUAAAACUGAAGGAGGCUGAGGCUCGCGCUGAAUUCGCUGAGAAGACAGUUAAGAAGCUGCAGAAGGAAGUCGACAGGCUUGAAGAUUUACUCCUCGCCGAAAAGGAAAAAGCCAAGCUGAUCACAGACGAUCUUGAUUCGACAUUCGCUGAGCUCACUGGAUACUAACAAUACCUAACACUGCCAAUAGCUUUACCGACAUUUUUUUUUUUUAGUUUAAGAGAAUCGAUUUUUUUUUUUUGAGUGUGUGUUGGCAUUUUAUUUUCGCUUUUUGUUUUUUGUUUAUUUAUCACAAAAAUUUCGACGAUGGAUUGGAAGAUCUGCUUGUACUCUGUCAGUUCCCUUAAGCAUCGGAGCUGAAUGCUUUUGCUUGAGACGAACUCGGCCUCAACAAAGAUCGCUACAAGAGCCUUGCCGACGAGAUGGACUCUACCUUCGCCGAACUGGCUGGAUACUAAGCCGGUUGCAGCAAACUACAUCGCUCCUAAUCGCUGCAUCUCUGGUCCCUCUCUUCAGAACACAACCGCUGUCCACUCCAGGAUCCUAAAAUUAUCUAACACGUUUGAUUGUUGUCUUUUUUUUGUUUUGAUGUUUUGUCCGCUGUUUAGGGGUUCGAUACGCUGUAUAAUAUCGCAAAACAACAUCGCUUCAAAAAAGAAAAAAAAAAUCAGCGAUACAGCUAUAUAACCUCUAAAACAGCACGUGUGAAAAUAACAUAAUGGGUUUGGUUUUUUGUGUGCGUGUGAAACAUAUGCCUCAGUAGUCUCAGACUAACACUGAGUGUUUCCACAACACAGAAAGCGACAUUGAUGUUAUUUAUGCUCCAACAAUUUCAAAAGUACAUACUGUAUUCAUUAGCCCUUAAAUAAAUUAUUUAUUAUAAUUUUAAGUUAGUAUAAUUUUAAUUAUAAUUUAAUUUAAGUAUAAUUUUAAGUUAAAUUAUAUAUUAUAAUUUUUGCUCCGGUUGCCGCAUUGCCUUGUUCAUUAUAUACGACACAUUCACAAGUAGGCCCGAAGUCAAUUACCAUCAUGGUAUAAUGAACGAGACGAUCACGUGACUUUGUAUCUCUGCCUUUAAGAUCUAUAUACUUAUCUAAGACUUUGUUGUAACUUGAUAUGAUAAGAUUUUUGAAUAUAUGGAAACAUAUUAUUAUGUAUUUAGGCGAACAAUAUCGCCGUUUUAAGAUCGCUGACAAGUAACCUCGGAUGGGACUUGAGAUGUACCGAUUGAGGUACAAUAACCCUUGACUAUUUGAUAUGUUUAUAUUAAGACGUCUCCGAUUGCCGCCUGCCCGAAGCUAACCUCGGGAAGAGUAGUUGUUUCCCCACUGGCAACUAUCUUCGUCUUGGUUAUCCUAGGGACGGGUCGCCAUCUAUGAUGAUUUCUUAUGAUAAAUGUCUAUCAUCGCAUAGAAUAUAUUAUGUAAUAUAAUAUUGAUGUUAUGAAAUAAAAACAGCAAAUUCUGUGCUUG